Misgurnus anguillicaudatus (oriental weatherfish) is the source of this 3448-nucleotide messenger RNA. It is a transcript of the gene usp6nl, whose product is annotated as USP6 N-terminal like. Gene Ontology annotation, molecular function: GTPase activator activity; small GTPase binding. NCBI's taxonomy places the organism in Eukaryota, Metazoa, Chordata, Actinopteri, Cypriniformes, Cobitidae. Gene Ontology annotation, biological process: regulation of GTPase activity. The record is from RefSeq and is a predicted model, not a curated record.
CAGCAGAGAGCGUCAGAAUAGAGGAGAGUUGUCCUGGUAUCGAUUAGGAUGCUUACAACAGAGAGAGACAGAGGUAGAUAGAGAAGUGUAUUCACUUACCUGACACAUAAACACACUGCGGUUACAGAAGACUGAGCCAGACUGUGUGUCUCUACAAAUGAGUGCAAUAAACAAGAAGAUUCACAGCAUAUCUGAUUGGAGGAGAAACGUGUGAGAGAGAGAGAGAAGCAAUGAGAAAAGAUGUAAGCGAUGAAGAAAAGAGACACGGACCCUCGAGUUUGGACCACAGGGGCUUGGAGUGGUGGAAGCAGAUUCUGCAGGAUUAUUUCUGCAGGGUCCAAUGCGGUUUUUAAAUCUUGAAGCCGGCACGGAUUUGAUGAGGAAUUAUGAAGUUACGAGAAGACAGACUGAUGCAGAAGAAUUCAUUUUUGCUUCAAUGAUAUGUUUACUGCCUUUUUUUACCGAUAAAUGACAUUAAUGGAAACAAGAAGAUAGUAGUACCAGAGACACUAUAUAAAGAAGAGGAAGAGGAGAUAUGUUACGUGAAGAAAAAUGAAUGGUCCCUUCUUUCUGUGAUAGGAGCAAGUUGCAUUUUUGAUAAAGGGAACUACUUACUUUAUAAUUCUUGUCUUCCAAAAAUGUAUUUUUUGGUUGUUGAUUUUAUUUCUCAUCUGAUGCGUAUUUUGCAACGUGAUCUUGGCAAACAGUUUUGUAGUUUUUUGUCCUUCCGCAGCUGUAUUUGUGUAUCUGCAAAGUGUUACCAAAAUGGCAAGAAUAAGUCUCUUCAGGCUUUGUUCUACGCUGGCCCCGCCCCCAGCCACACCUUUUAUUUACAUCUUGGCCCCACCCUCAUCUGAACAUGCAGGUCCUUCAGAUUGUUAAGGAGCUGGUGUCGCCCUCUCGCCGUCGUGCUGCCAGCAGGUUUGGAGCGUCUGAUUCAGAGCAAGAUGCUGCAGUAAAGUUGGAACAGGAGCGAGCUGAGAUACUCGCCAAAUAUGACAAGGGUAAAGAAAGUGCAGAGGUGGCGCCAUGGGAGGAGGCAAAUUUUGAUCUGUAUAAAGUAGUGGACCGCUUCGGCUUCCUGCAUGAAAAUGAGCUUCCAGCAUAUGACAUAGUGGAGGAAAAGCAUAAGCAACUGGAAAUUGAAAGGAUCACAAAAUGGCUGAAAAUGAUGAAAAGCUGGGAGAAAUACAAGAACAGUGACAAGUUGGUAAGAAGGAUCUACAAGGAUCCACUGCAGCUCAGAGGUCAGGUUUGGUGUCUCCUGCUUGACGUCCCUAAAAUGAAGGAGGAGAAGAAGGAUUUCUAUGAGACACUGAAGAUCAGAGCAAGGGGUUUGUCUCCAGAUAUUCGUCAAAUUGAUCUGGAUGUGAAUCGAACAUAUAGGGAUCACAUCAUGUUUAUGCACCGCUAUGAUGUCAAACAGCAAGAUCUUUUUCACGUGCUUACUGCAUAUUCUGUUUAUAACACGGAGGUGGGCUAUUGUCAGGGCAUGAGUCAGAUUACCGCUCUAUUACUCAUCUAUAUGAAUGAAGAAGAUGCUUUCUGGGCGCUAGUCAAACUGCUGUCGGGACAGAAACACUCCAUGCACGGUUUCUUUGUACCAGGGUUCCCUAAACUCAUGCGCUUUCAGGAACAUCAUGACCGUAUUUUACAGAAGAUGAUGCCCAAACUCAAACAACAUCUAGAUAAUCAGGAAGUGUUUACCAGCCUGUACACCAUGAAAUGGUUCUUUCAGUGUUUCUUGGAUCGGACCCCAUUUACUCUUACCCUGAGAAUAUGGGACAUUUAUAUUCUAGAAGGAGAGCGUGUUCUGACUGCGAUGUCCUACACAAUCCUCAAACUCCAUAAAAAGGCCCUCAUGAAGUACUCAAUGGAGGACCUGGUGAAGUUUCUUCAGGUGACUUUGUCAAAGGAUUUCUUUUUUGAGGAUGACAUUGUGAUAGAACAGCUUCAAAAUUCUAUGUCUGAGCUGAAACGCUAUAAACUGGAUCUGCCACCUCCAGGUAAUGAAGAUGAGCUUCCUAAGAAACCCUUGGGUCAACUUCCUCCUGAGCCUGCAGGAUUGACUGCAGCAACAACCAAUCACGUGGCUAACGGGCAGCCAGUCGGACCAACAGGCGAGGGUCCGCCCCCUCAUUCUAGCCCUGCUGCAAGUGUCAGUAAACAAGCCGAAUCUGUUCACAUCACUGACGGAUCACCAGAAAGGUACCAAGAAAGCCGGCCAUCAAGCUCCCUGGACAAGGUGCACCAUCCGAGCCAAAGUGAGAGGGAGGUGCGGAGAGCAGACCCUCAAAAGGAAAAGUUCCCAAACCACGUGCCCAACAACAGCGUGGCGGAGAGUGGGAAAGCUUCAAAACCGAUGAAUCACAACUCUAGUGCUAGAUCUAGCAUGCGCAGGGACCGGGACAUCACACCUCGGUGGGUCAAGCCUUCCGAGGAUAAAUUGGAAGCGUUUAAAACAGCAGCACUUCGGGAAAGCCAGUCGAGUUUAUCUACGGGUGUUCCACCUUCACCAAGCUCCCAAACUGCAGAGGAGGCCACUGGGGCUCAACAGCGACCGCGUUCCCGAGGUUUCGUUCCUGGCACCGACCGUGGAUCCAAUGCUUCGCAAUACGACAACGUACCAGGUGGAGAAGUCAUGGAGAUUAUAGAGCUGGAGAAGCCACCUUCUCGCCCUCCAUCUCGACCAUACGUAGGACCUACUUUGAGGCAAGGUAGCCCCACCCGUCCCCCUAGCGGUGGAAACGGUGUUUCUCAGUUCAGAAUGCCCAAACAGAACAUGAUGAUGUCAUCCAAACCAGAACUGCGUGCGCCUCUGCAUUAUCCACCCGGCAUGACGCCUGUCUACACUACCUACGUAUCAGAUUUUCAGGCAGAGGAUAGACUGUAUGGCCAGCCGUAUGGCGAAAUGAUUUACGCAACAACGGGACGUAUCUCAUCUAACAAUUCACCGGAGAAAGCAUUAAUGAACAACAGCUACAUAACCUACCGGCGGCCACCACCCGGCAUGCCGUCUUUACGGGUUUCUCCUCCUGAACUUGCGGCUCAAAUGGACAGUGUUGGUGGACAUUACCUGAGACAACCGACAAGGUCUCACGCAUACCCAUACACAGAACAGCGUUAUGAGGAACAGCGUUAUGAGGAACAUAGGCGAAGAGAUGGCUGGUAUGGAGAAAUGGAGGCGGGGCCUUCACACAUUUCAGCGGGAUUACCUCGAUCUCCCAGCUUCCAGGCCGCUCAAAUGUCACCCGUUCACACGGUUCAGGAGUUGGCCUUUGCUCGCACGCCCAUCUCAGAUCAUGCCAUGCUUCAUUUCAGAGGACGCUACCAAGAGCAUUCUGGCAGGCAACAGCUCCCUCCACUGUUUGGAGGAGCACACUACAGGCAGGCGCAAGAGUCAAUGAUACUUUGAGACAAACAAACUGAAAUAAAGGGACUGAAGUAA